This is a messenger RNA of Priapulus caudatus, 1905 nucleotides long. Its product is annotated as laminin subunit gamma-1-like. NCBI's taxonomy places the organism in Eukaryota, Metazoa, Priapulida, Priapulimorpha, Priapulimorphida, Priapulidae. The record is from RefSeq and is a predicted model, not a curated record. The transcript has 10 exons. Bases 1 to 1905 code for a protein of 634 amino acids.
AUGGAAAACCUACGCGGCAAAGCUUUUCGUCACGUGAUCAUUACCAUCGGACUGCUUCUUCAUCUCCACCACCAGGUGGCAUUGCAAACAGUGCCACUUACGCAACCGUAUUCGGGGGAAUGCGAGGAAGAGGAUACAAUAAUAGGCGAAGAACCUAUAGCGCUUCUUUGCCGAAAUAACGAAACUGACAUAGUACAUAACAGAGCCGAACUUCAGCUGGACGUUGAUCCCGGUGCCUUUACAUGUGGUCUUGACGGCUCCGAGGAUUUCUGUACAUUGGCAGUCGUGUCUGAGUGUGAUCGGUGUGCUAAUCAAAAUGCCUAUAAGCGGCACGUGAAAGAGAUGAUGGUGGAUAAUCUUGGCACUGAGACCUGGUGGCAAUCGAUAACAUGGAGCAAGAUAUAUCCCAACCCUCUGGAGAUAAAUGUCACAUUUACAUAUGGCGACAAGCUGUAUGAGUUGGCAAGUGAUAUUGAAAUCACAUUCCAAUCUGCGAGGCCACGGACGAUGGUGUUGUGGUCGUCAAAAGACAAUGGUAUCACCUGGGAUCCAUUACAGUAUUACUCUAGCAACAGGUGUCCCACGUUUGUACGGACACGUGGCGUGAAGACGUUUUUCUCACGCGCUGACCUGGCAGCAGUAGUUUGCACUGACAAGUACAGUAGUGUGCUGCCAUCUAGUGGAGGUAAAGUAAUAUUUCCCCUAAGUGAACGGCUAGACUUGGUGCGUCGAGCUGGAGGAAGUACAGCCCUUUACAGUGAACUGGCGAGAAAUGAUGCUCUACAGAAUUUCACAUUGUUCAAUGUUCUCCGAAUACAACUGCUGCACCCAGCAACUGAUGGUAGGGAGAUCUAUGGUGGUGACCCCUCCACAUACCUCAAGUAUUAUUACGGAAUCUCUGACAUAGAGGUAACAGCCCGUUGCUGGUGCAAUUUGCAUGGGAAAUGCAUCGACGUUGGAGAUAGAGAAGCGUGCCAGUGCAAGCACAAUACGGCUGGCACUAACUGUGAGCGCUGCCUUCCAAUGUUUAAUGAAUUGCCAUGGAGACGAGGAAGCUACUUGCCUUACCCCAUUGGCACACCAAAUGAGUGCAUGAGGUGCAACUGUAACAACCAUGCACAGACAUGUGUCUUCAACCCUCUUACGAGCAGUGGAAGAUGUCUUGACUGUACAGAUAAUACUACAGGAGAAAAGUGUGAGAAGUGCUUACCCGGUUACUAUAGAAAUGAGACUGCAGCACUCAACUCUUCUGAAGUCUGUCUGCAGUGCGAUUGUGAGUCACUUGGCACCCUGGAUCCCAACGCCACUUGCUUGACAGAGUCGAACGCUCUGACAGGCCAGGUGUCGGGACAGUGCAUGUGCAGACGUGGAAUCGUCGGCCAGCGAUGUGACCUCUGUGGGGACGGAUUCUACGGGCUGCUGGUUGAACCGGACAUUGGAACAUGCAAGGCAUGUGCGUGUAACCGGCAUGGUACGGUGGAUGCUAGCAAUGUCUGUAACAAGACGACUGGACAGUGCAAUUGCAAGCCUGGCAUUACCAAUCGGGCAUGCGAUCAGUGCAAAGAAGGUUACAACUCAUUCCCGUUUGGAAGGCUUACAGGGGAUUGCACUGCAUGUGGAUGUGACCCAGGAGGUUCUUUUGGGCUCUCGUGUGAGCCAAGGCAGGGCCAGUGCAAGUGCCGCAAAAACUUCAUUGGCCAGCGAUGCAACCAGCCAAGGAUAGGCACUUUCACUCCCUCAUUAGAUGCAUUCUCGUUUAAACCCAAAGACACAGAUUGUCGGAACACUUCAGCUCUGCGCACCCAGCGGAGGUACACUGAUCGCUAUUUCCACGUGUGUGAACAGCAGCAGUUCAUGGGUUUCGGUACCAUUCAGGGCCUCCGCCAACUCGCAGCCGAGUGGUAA